CUCUUUCUUAGAGAGGUAGGGUUAGGGUUCCCGCCUCUCUGUGUCGGAGACUCGACUCUCCUACGGCGAUGGCGAACCGUACGGACCCAGCGGCGAAGAGCAUACGAGGCACGAAUCCGCAAAACUUGGUGGAGAAGAUUCUGAGGUCGAAGAUUUACCAGAACACGUACUGGAAGGAGCAGUGCUUUGGAUUGACCGCGGAGACUCUGGUUGACAAGGCCAUGGAGCUCGACCACCUUGGCGGCACCUUUGGUGGUAACCGCAAGCCCACGCCCUUCAUGUGCCUCGUCAUGAAAAUGCUCCAGAUCCAGCCCGAGAAGGACAUCGUUGUCGAGUUCAUAAAAAACGAAGAGUACAAAUAUGUCCGUAUACUUGGUGCAUUUUAUUUGCGUCUUACAGGGAUAGAUACUGAUGUGUACCAAUACCUAGAGCCUCUAUACAAUGACUAUCGGAAAUUGAGGAGAAGAUUAUCUGAUGGAAAUUAUUCUUUGACACACGUUGAUGAGGUUAUCGAUGAACUUCUGACAAAAGAUUAUUCCUGUGACGUUGCCUUGCCCCGUAUCAAGAAAAGAUGGACUCUUGAAUCCCUUGGUACACUGGAACCAAGAAGAAGUGCUUUGGAAGAUGAUUUUGAGGAAGAGGAAGAAAAAGAAGAGGAUGACCAACUCAUGGAUGAAUUAGAUGCUGGGGCUCAUGAAAAGGAUUAUUAUCGUGGGCGAAGCCCUGCAAGGGAGAGAGAUAGGGAUAGAAAGCGUGACAGUCACAGAUAUAGAGAUCGAGAUUAUGAUAGGGAACGUGGAAGAGGACGAGAAAGAGAUCGGGAAAGGGAAAGGGACAGAGACAGCUAUAGAGACAGGGAGAGGGAGAGGGACAGAGACAGGGACCGCUAUCGUCUGAGAGAUGAUAAAGAAUAUGGUCGUGACAGGGAGAGGGAAAGGGAGAGGGAAGGCAGGGAGAGGGAGAGGCGAGACAGGGACCGUGGCAGGCGGAGGAGCCAUUCAAGGAGCCGAAGUAGGAGCAAGGAUCGUAAGGAUCGCGAGGGUGGAGACCACCGGAAGAGGCAUGCUCGCAGCAGCACCAGUCCUAGAAGGCGUGGAGACAUGCCAGAGGAUGGAACCACUCGAGAAGAGCCAAGGAAGAAGAAAGAAAAGAAGGAGAAGAAGGAUGAUGGCACUGACCACCCAGAUCCAGAGAUUGCAGAAGCAAACAGGUUGCGGGCAUCCCUUGGGCUUAAACCCUUGAAACUCUAAGCUCAGAUGGCAGACAUGUCAGCUAAGCUAGUUCUUUCUAUCAAAUAUGGGCGGGUAGAGUACCAUGUGAACCAAAAAAGGAUAAUGUAGCAUGCAACUGCUGCUGCUACAUAUUUUUCAUGUACUGUCUUGCUUGUUUGGUCUGGUGUUACAAACUCGACUUAAGUUCCAGAUCAAUCAGAAAAGAAAGUGGGUUUUCACCAUAUUUUCUGUGAAUUUGAUGUACUAUUAUUCUUAUAAA
Molecule: messenger RNA, 1491 nt
Organism: Vitis riparia (riverbank grape)
Lineage: Eukaryota; Viridiplantae; Streptophyta; Magnoliopsida; Vitales; Vitaceae
Product: pre-mRNA-splicing factor 38
Exons: 6
Coding region: 69-1250 (393 amino acids)
Cellular component (GO): precatalytic spliceosome
Source: RefSeq, a predicted model, not a curated record